Messenger RNA from Oryctolagus cuniculus (rabbit), 3209 nucleotides. It is a transcript of the gene ABCB7, whose product is annotated as ATP binding cassette subfamily B member 7. The record is from RefSeq and is a predicted model, not a curated record. Gene Ontology annotation, biological process: transmembrane transport; intracellular iron ion homeostasis. Gene Ontology annotation, cellular component: mitochondrial inner membrane. Gene Ontology annotation, molecular function: ABC-type transporter activity; ATP hydrolysis activity; ATP binding. NCBI's taxonomy places the organism in Eukaryota, Metazoa, Chordata, Mammalia, Lagomorpha, Leporidae.
CCAUAAUCCUCCGUGCCCGGUUCCUCUUUCCUCGCUCAAGAUGGCGCUGCUCGCGAUACAUUCUUGGCGUUGGGCAGCCGCGGCGGCUGCUUUCGAAAAACGCCGGCACUCGGCGAUUCUGAUCCGGCCUCUGGUAUCUGUCCGAGGCUCAGAUCCGCGAUGGAGAGCACCUCAGCGCGGCGCCUCGGGAACUACUCGAAUCUUCCAGCAGAUCCCAGAGUUAUUAAGAAAUACCACAUGGCAGAGAUUGGGAAAAGGCAAUUCAAGAGAGUUAUUAGAUGCUACAAAGGUUCUCCAGGUAUGGCCACUGAUAGAAAAGAGAACAUGUUGGCAUGGUCAUGCAGGAGGAGGACUCCACACAGACCCAAAAGAAGGGUUAAAAGAUGUUGAUACUCGGAAAAUCAUAAAAGCAAUGCUUUCUUAUGUAUGGCCCAAAGACAGGCCAGAUCUGAGAGCUAGAGUUGCCAUUUCCUUGGGAUUUUUGGGUGGUGCAAAGGCCAUGAAUAUUGUUGUUCCCUUCAUGUUUAAAUAUGCUGUAGACAGCCUCAACCAGAUGUCGGGAAACAUGCUGAACCUGAGUGAUGCACCAAAUACAGUUGCAACCAUGGCAACAGCAGUUCUGAUUGGCUAUGGUGUAUCAAGAGCUGGAGCUGCCCUUUUUAAUGAAGUUCGAAAUGCAGUAUUUGGCAAGGUAGCCCAAAAUUCAAUCCGAAGAAUAGCCAAAAAUGUCUUUCUCCAUCUUCACAACCUGGAUCUGGGUUUCCACCUGAGCAGACAGACUGGAGCUUUAUCUAAGGCUAUUGACAGAGGGACAAGGGGUAUCAGUUUUGUCCUAAGUGCUUUAGUAUUUAAUCUUCUUCCCAUCAUGUUCGAGAUGACACUUGUCAGUAGUGUUUUGUAUUACAAAUGUGGUGCCCAGUUUGCAUUGGUAACCCUUGGAACACUCAGUGCAUACACAGCAUUCACAGUUGCAGUCACACGAUGGAGAACUAGAUUUAGAAUAGAAAUGAACAAAGCGGAUAAUGAUGCAGGUAACGCUGCUAUAGACUCACUGCUGAAUUAUGAAACUGUGAAGUAUUUUAAUAAUGAAAAAUAUGAAGCACAGAGAUAUGAUGGAUUUUUGAAGACAUAUGAGGCUGCUUCCUUGAAAAGUACCUCUACUCUGGCUAUGCUGAACUUUGGUCAAAGUGCUAUUUUCAGUGUCGGUUUAACAGCUAUAAUGGUGCUCGCCAGUCAGGGAAUUGUGGCAGGAACCCUUACCGUUGGAGAUCUUGUAAUGGUGAAUGGACUGCUUUUUCAGCUUUCAUUACCUCUUAACUUUCUGGGAACUGUGUACAGAGAAACUAGACAAGCACUCAUAGAUAUGAACACCUUGUUUACUCUACUCAAGGUAGACACCCGAAUUAAAGACAAAGUGAUGGCAUCUCCCCUUCAGAUCACACCACAGACAGCUACAGUGGCCUUUGAUAAUGUGCAUUUUGAAUACAUUGAGGGGCAAAAAGUCCUUAGUGGAAUGUCUUUUGAAGUCCCUGCUGGAAAGAAAGUGGCCAUUGUAGGAGGUAGUGGGUCAGGGAAAAGCACAAUAGUGCGGCUAUUGUUUCGCUUCUAUGAGCCUCAAAAGGGUAACAUUUACCUUGCUGGUCAAAAUAUUCAAGAUGUGAGCCUGGAAAGCCUUCGAAGGGCAGUGGGAGUAGUGCCGCAGGAUGCUGUCCUCUUCCAUAAUACUAUUUACUACAACCUCUUAUAUGGAAACAUUAGUGCUUCACCUGAGGAAGUGUAUGCAGUGGCAAAAUUAGCUGGACUCCAUGAAGCAAUUCUUCGAAUGCCACAUGGAUACAAUACCCAAGUAGGGGAACGAGGACUCAAGCUUUCAGGAGGAGAAAAGCAAAGAGUAGCAAUUGCAAGAGCCAUUUUAAAGGACCCCCCAGUCAUUCUCUAUGAUGAAGCUACUUCAUCAUUAGAUUCAAUUACUGAAGAGGCUAUUCUUAGAGCCAUGAGGGAUGUAGUCAAACACAGAACUUCUAUUUUCAUUGCACAUAGAUUGUCAACAGUGGUUGAUGCAGAUGAAAUCAUUGUCUUGAAUCAGGGUAAGGUAGCUGAACGUGGUACCCACCAUGGUUUGCUUGCUAACCCAGGCAGUAUCUAUUCAGAAAUGUGGCACACACAGAGCAACCGUGUGCAGAACCAUGAUAACCCCAAAUGGGAUGCAAAGAAAGAAAGUAUGUCCAAGGAGGAGGAAAGGAAGAAACUACAAGAAGAAAUUGUCAACAGUGUGAAAGGCUGUGGAAACUGUUCCUGCUAAGUCACAUGAGACAUUUUCUGGUUUUGUUUUGGACUACUCAUUUGCACUGAAACAGAAUUGUUUUAUUAAAAGCAAAGUCAUACAUUCCCAUUUCCUAUACUCCUUCUUUUAUGUAAGACUGAUCUAAAGGGGAAUUUGAAUUUUACAUCUUUCACAGUCUAUUUAAGUGUGCUAUCUGUAUUUAUCCCCAAUUUAUUUUCUUAUUAUUGCCCUGGUUUUGUUCAGCACAUAAAUUUUGGUUACUGUUUGUUUAUCUACCCUAUUACCCUUUAUGAGACCUCACAUCCAUUUGAUAUCCAUAAUCAUAUGAAUCAGAUAUGGUUUCUUUAUUUGUGUAGUUUCUUUAAAACCUCCUUGAUUCUGACAAUUUAGAGGGCAAGAGGCUGUUUCUUAAAGAAAAACAGGACAGGACAGCUUCCUUGUUUCCCCUCUCUCCCUCCUCCAGUUGAAAUACUUCAUUGAUAUGAAAAUGAUAUGAUAAGCACAUUUAAAUACUUUGUCAAAAGUGGACAUAUAUUUAUAGCUGUGAUCUCUUCAUUGGUAGAUACCUUUACUUACAGGUUUUGAAGUAUUUGCUGCUAUGUACUUUUUGGAGGAAAACUCAUAAUUCUCUUGUUGGUGUGUAGAAAAUUCCUCAUCAUUAACAGGUACUAUAAAUAUCAUCUAGUGAUUGAAAUUUAAUUUUUCCAUCAAAAUGAGGCAUUGCUUUUGUUCCUGAGCAAAAGUUGUCCAUUUUUCUGUAAAACCUUCUAAACUAUGAUAUAAUUUGAGAAUUGCUAUACUAGGAGUGAACUAAAAAGCUUAGGAAGUUAAUGGCCUUUUCUAUUUCCAUCUUAAAAACACUGCUUUUGCUCUCUGAAAUUGUACAAAGAAACAAGUAAACAGGAUGUGUGCUUGUUCAUGCUCA